Molecule: messenger RNA, 642 nt
Organism: Clonostachys solani
Lineage: Eukaryota; Fungi; Ascomycota; Sordariomycetes; Hypocreales; Bionectriaceae
Source: the annotation of a GenBank genome assembly
AUGUCUGAGACAAGGCUCCUUCCACAUGCUAUCGACUUCGGCGGCCACUAUGCCGUUCUGAACCUCGAUUUCAUGACUAUUUUAAUCCAUAACGUUCAAAAAGAUACCCAGGGCGAGAAGUUCAUAUCAAGUUGCACUCGGUGGUGCGAGGCUGUACACGGGAAGUCACCGAGGCCCAUCACCAUUUUCACCAGCCUUACGUUCUCGCAACCAUCAUGCCCUGAGCUGACUAAAGGUUCGCCGUUUUCAAAGCUCCUUGAUAGUUUUGGCCCCGAAAAAUUCGCCAAAGGACGCCCCGAGGUUGAGAUUCAUCCAAACUUCAAAGUGGACGAGAACGAUAUUGUUCUGGCGAAGACAAGGUGGAGCGCUACCUCGGGAAAUGGCCUUGAGCAGUUACUGAAGGCACAAAGCAUUAAUACCGCGAUCAUUUCAGGUAUCACCCUUUCCGGUGUUGUAAUGUCCACCAUCUAUCAACUGUUCGACUUGGAUAUACAGAUCUAUGUCAUCCGAGACAAUGUCAUCGAACUGCCUCUGGAGGAUAAUGGAGCGUUUUCCAAAGUUAUGCUGGAUAUGCUGUUACCUAAAAUGAACCUACGGGUGAUCAGCCUCGAAGAAGCAUUGAGCGCAUUGGACCGAUGCUAG